Molecule: messenger RNA, 579 nt
Organism: Fraxinus pennsylvanica
Lineage: Eukaryota; Viridiplantae; Streptophyta; Magnoliopsida; Lamiales; Oleaceae
Source: the annotation of a GenBank genome assembly
AUGACCAGUUGCAGACAACUAGAGAUUCAAUUUGAAGAUCAAAACCCACAAAAAUGGUGUCAUCUGCUCAAAGAAGAAGCGUUUCAAGCCUUAACGAGGAAGGAAAUUCCGAAUGUCCAUAAGGUGUUCGACGAAAGGUCUCUGUUAAGUCCACUCUUGUUCGGGAAAUUCUUUGAUCCGUCUGAUGCCUUUCCUCUGUGGGAAUUUGAGUCUGCUGUAUUGUUAUCCAAUCUCUAUAGCUCGGGCCAGCGCAGUGUGGAUUGGUUCCAAACUGAUGAUGGUUGUGUUUUGAAAGCCGAACUACCUGGUGAGCGAACAGGAUUAGGCAACAGUACCCUUCAAGUUUGUGUUGAAGGUGGUAAGGUUCUGGAGAUUAGAGGGGAAUGGAGGCAACACAAAGAUCCCAAGAGAAAGGACUGGAGAAGCGGCCACUGGUGGGAACAUGGAUAUGUUCGUAGGCUCGAACUGCCUGAAAACUUGGAUUGGAGAAAAUUGGAGGCAAAUGUGAAAAACGAUGUAACUUUAGAGAUUAAAAUCCCCAACAACUAUUCGGAUAGUGAUACACUUCAAGCAAAUUAG